This is a messenger RNA of Caenorhabditis elegans, 462 nucleotides long. RefSeq names its product TransThyretin-Related family domain (gene F36A4.4). NCBI's taxonomy places the organism in Eukaryota, Metazoa, Nematoda, Chromadorea, Rhabditida, Rhabditidae. The record is from RefSeq and is marked reviewed.
UUAUUAUCGGAAUGCAUCUUCCAACAUUUUGCCUGGUCAUCCUAUGCUCUCUGACCAGUGGAAUUCAUAUCCGCUUCCAGGCUGAAAUCGACUGUGAUAUUCCUGGCGCAUACUGGUGUGGAGAACUCAAUGUAUUGGAGAAAGAUGUAAUAGUUCACGAUUUGCUGAAACAAGACAAAUUUUGCACAUCGGAACGUACAAAGACGGUUAAGUACACUAUCGACGCUGAGGACGACUUUCCUACAGAUAACUUCGAGAUCUUCUACAAAUUCAAUCAUAAUUGUUCUGCAAACGGAAAAACGUAUUGUGUGAAACCUAGAGAUCAUAAAGAAGUUGAUUUAUUUAGACCUAAAACCGUAUACUUCAACAUCGAAGCUCGCCCAAAUGCCCAGCCAUAUAGAUGUAAGGCGCCUUGGAUUUUUUGAAUGAUUGAACUUCUUGUAUAAAUGAUGUCGAGUUUCG